Callorhinus ursinus (northern fur seal) is the source of this 1064-nucleotide messenger RNA. It is a transcript of the gene BEND6, whose product is annotated as BEN domain containing 6. Gene Ontology annotation, molecular function: transcription corepressor activity; DNA binding. The record is from RefSeq and is a predicted model, not a curated record. Lineage: Eukaryota; Metazoa; Chordata; Mammalia; Carnivora; Otariidae. Gene Ontology annotation, biological process: negative regulation of Notch signaling pathway; positive regulation of neuron differentiation. Gene Ontology annotation, cellular component: nucleus.
UUGCAAACAGAUGACAUUCCCAAUACCCAAGCUCUUAGAAAAGGAAAGAGGAAAAGGACAGAGACAAUGGACUCAGAGAAGGCAAAUAGUGACGUGGAUAAAGGACAGGUCUCACUGAUGUCCUCCACUCUUUUCUCAAGUCCAAGAGACCCAUAUUCAGGAAAUGCCUUUCUGCCUGGUGAGAGCUCCAGUGAGGAUGAAGAGCCUUUAGCAGAAUUGUCAAAGGAGGAAUUGUGCAUGAAAAUAAAAAGCCUGAAACAAAAACUAACAAACACCCGGAAAGAAAACAGCCGACUUCGACAGUCUUUGGUCAUGCUUCAAGUGUUACCACAAGCAGUCACCCAGUUUGAAGAAUUGGUUGGUAUGGCAGAGGCUCUGCUUAAGGGUGGAGGAACCAUGUCCACAGCUGCAUCCACCCUCUGGAGAGCAACAAACAACUCCUCACCAGAUUCUUUUGCCUCUACGUGCAGUAAUUCUAACUCUAAUUCCAGUUCACCGAUUUCCUUGAAAGCUGAAGAAGAGCAUCAUACUGAUGAGAAACAGUUCAAGAUUGAAAAAUGGCAGAUUGCCCGUUGUAACAAGAGCAAGCCUCAGAAGUUCAUUAAUGAUUUAAUGCAAGUACUCUACACAAAUGAGUAUAUGGCCACACACAGCCUGACCGGGGCGAAGUCCUCUACUUCGAGGGACAAAGCCGUAAAACCAGCUAUGAAUCAGAAUGAAGUUCAAGAAAUCAUAGGAGUCACAAAACAGUUAUUUCCCAACACAGAUGAUGUUUCAAUUAGGAGAAUGAUAGGGCAAAAGCUAAACAACUGUACCAAGAAGCCAAAUUUAAGCAAAAAUCUGAACUCUCAGGACAUUAAGUAGAUCCUUUUGGUAUUGUAGGUAACUGAAAUAAAAUACCUUCAGUUCUGAAUCUAACACUGGAUUUUGUAGGAGAAUCUGCAACCUCCCUGGCGGUGAGCACAGAGACACAUAGUGACAGGCUGUUUGAGACAUCUGUAAUAUCGCUGGCUCUUGAUGGAGCAACGAGCUUGCUGAAGAAGUUGCAUGUAGAUUCCAUCAUU